CUUCAUCGCGCUUUGUUUCUGCCCAACCUCACAUUCACAAACCAAGUCACUGCCAGUUGUCUGGAACCAUGGUCUCCGAUGGCACACCGUCGCAGCAUCCGUCGAUUCCACCCAUCGCAUUCCUAUCCGACGACUUGUUAUACGACAUCUUCCUCAUAUGUGCAGGAAGUUGUAUCCAACCAGACAUAGAACCAAACACCUGGCCUUUCUACACCCAGCGCUCUCCCAGCUGGAGUGUGUUUGCCCAUCAUUGCGAUAGCUUUUGCUGGGAAUGGACUCGCAUCAUGCUCGUAUGUCGUCGCUGGUGCCAGUUGAUGAUGAGCAGUGGACGGGUCUGGGUCUCCCCCUUUUUUGGAUCCAGAACAAGAAGACAUGCUGAGAAGUCUCUCGCCCGUGUGGACGACGCUCCCAUCAUCAUCCGAUAUGCCCCCUUCGUAGCCGACCCCUGGUUCGCCGAAUUCUUACGCUCUCCCAAGGGAUACUUCCAAUGUCGCCAGCUUCUCGUCGAGUACGGAGCCUCUCAAACACCUAGUCUCCAGGACAUUGUCGACUCUUUACCUCAUUCCGCUCCAUGGCUCAAGGUCCUCGCUCUGGCCACUGUCACGACCAGCAACAAUCCUAGCACUCUUGUGCGCAUUCCCGAAGCCUUGCUUAAAGGCGCUCCGCGCUUGCGCACCCUAGCGCUGGGAGGCUGCAUGAUCGAGUCGUGGAAAUCUUUCCCUUGCCGCGACUUGACUACGUUGAUCAUUGGUGAGGUUGAUAAACGUCACGACGCCUGUCCCGCCACUUCAGAUACCUUGGCAUUGCUGAAGCAAACACCGCACCUUCAGACGCUCGUCAUUUGGGGCUUGGAUCGAGAGGAGGAACACCAUCAUGAUGUGACGGAUGCUGUAAUAGCACUCCCCUCGCUGUCAAGAAUCGCGCUUGGUGGCACAACCAUGCAAGCUUUGGAUGUUUUCGAUCGUCUUUGUGUUCAUCAAGAAACCAUAAUAAGCCUGCGGAUGAGCGGCCUUGCUUCCGAAAAUGUCGUUUCGCCACGGUUGGCUGCCUCGUUGCAGAGGCGUUACAAUACAUCAUCUACAGUUGCCUCAGAGUCAAAUGUUCUGCCAGCCUUGCGCAGCGUCUCAAUCUCCUGCACAGGAGACUGGCUCACCAUCGCAGGCUCUGUGAACUCUAACAUCGAUAACGUUGUGGAUGCCGAUCUGGUCACAACCAACAGCCACUUUAUCCAUAUAACCAUCGACAUCAACAUAUCUGAUCAUCCUGCACUUGCCACAAACGUUCUUCGAUCCCUGCACCUUAACUCUAUCAUCUCUCUUUCUCUUAGCCACUUCCACUGCGGCGACGAGCUUUCUGAAUGGGAGCCACUGUGGUCCACCGUGCCCGGCCUACGCGUGCUGCAUGUCGCGAGCCUCUCGCUCGUGGGUACCCGCACACCCAUUGCUUCCUUGUUCUGCCGAGAGCUGUUCGGAUCGCUAGAGGAGCUAAGACUCGAGGGCCUGAAUUUUGAUGUGCUCUUGGUGGAACUUAUGCGCGAGGGUCUCAAAAUGCGUGCGGACCGCGGCCACCGUCUGCGGCUCCUGAGGUUCGACCAUUGCGAGGGUAUCGCUCAGACAGAGGUGGAAGAGUUGAAGCGAGAUGGAUCGGUCGACGAGGUGGUUCUGGAAGAAGUGGAAGAGGAGUUCUCGGAUGAUGAGCCUGGGGGCGCCUUUUAUUGCUUUGACUAAGGGUUUCACGUAGUUCCAUAUCUCAAUCUUAUUCCAUUAAAUUUCAACUUGAUUUGGAUAGCAGUUGAAUUACCAUUUAAAUACUUAAAAGGCUUUAAGUAGGCUAUUCGGGAGACUACCGCAACGAUACGAUGAAUACAGUAUUACAGUGUGAUAAGGUC
This is a messenger RNA of Coniophora puteana RWD-64-598 SS2, 1888 nucleotides long. RefSeq lists its product as uncharacterized. Bases 69 to 1727 code for a protein of 552 amino acids. Lineage: Eukaryota; Fungi; Basidiomycota; Agaricomycetes; Boletales; Coniophoraceae. The record is from RefSeq and is a predicted model, not a curated record. The transcript has 2 exons.